AUGUCGCUUUCGGAAAUUUACGCGGCCAUCCGCGAGGUCUUCCCGUAUUACAAGUACUGUUCGGACGGCUGGCAGCUGUCAGUGCGCCACAACCUCUCGCUUAACAAGCAGUUCAAGAAGGUGUCGAAGGAGGGCAAAGGUUGGUUGUGGGGGCUCAACGAGGAG
This is a messenger RNA of Babjeviella inositovora NRRL Y-12698, 165 nucleotides long. It is a transcript of the gene FHL1, whose product is annotated as Fhl1p. The transcript has a single exon. Lineage: Eukaryota; Fungi; Ascomycota; Pichiomycetes; Serinales. The record is from RefSeq and is a predicted model, not a curated record. Gene Ontology annotation, biological process: regulation of transcription by RNA polymerase II. The annotation marks the transcript as partial. Gene Ontology annotation, molecular function: RNA polymerase II cis-regulatory region sequence-specific DNA binding; DNA-binding transcription factor activity, RNA polymerase II-specific.